This is a messenger RNA of Colletotrichum godetiae, 471 nucleotides long. RefSeq lists its product as uncharacterized. Lineage: Eukaryota; Fungi; Ascomycota; Sordariomycetes; Glomerellales; Glomerellaceae. The record is from RefSeq and is a predicted model, not a curated record. The transcript has a single exon. The coding region runs from base 1 to 471 and encodes 156 amino acids.
AUGGGAACCGCCGCGAAGGCCCUUGAUCAACACCGUGGUGUUAUGGCUCGUUUGGAGGAUGCUCUCGCAGUUGCAACGACUACUUUACAAGAUGCCAUCCGGGUGAACAGGGCUGCUUUAAUCAAAUUUGCGCUCGAUGAGGCGAAGGAGGUUCCGCAUAUUAAUACGCAGAGAACGCCGCAGACACAACACGAAGUUGUCUGGUCUAGAUUCGUAGAGGAGACCAAUAGUGCCCGAAUCGGUCUCGGUCUCGGUCUUGGGCUCCGUGGGGAAGACUCGCCUCUGCCGUCUCUUUCAGAGGCCAAGCAGAUGGCGGAGGCUGCGCACGCACACCAUGCCGAUACUUAUAGUCAGCUUUCGGCUACAAACGGCAAACUGGGUGGACUGGUCAGGGAAGUAAAAAAGCAGGAGACGAUUCGGGCUUUGGAGGCGAGCUUCGCGGUGUGGCGAGGAUUAGAAGAUAUGCCAUGA